AGUUAAGAAACAUAGAAAUCAUCGGAGCCGCUCUGAUACUUGUUAGGAGUAUUGGACAAGUUGUUGUGAAGAAUCAGAUAGAAAUGGCGGAGCCCAAGAACCAGACGCGACUCCUACACCUCCCCACGGAGGUCAUACGCGAGAUUCUAGGCUGGCUUCCCGUGAAAUCCCUCUGCCGAUUCAGGUGUGUCUCAAACACAUGGCUCUCUCUAAUCUCUGAACCCAUCUUUGUGAACUCACACUUCAACAAAGCCCUUGAGCAUCAACAUGUCUUCCACCAAAGACGAAGAGUUGUGAUUAGAGACUCUUGGCUAUGCCGCCUCCACACUCUCAACCUUGAUGAGUGUCUUCUCAAUCAUACAAAUGUUGAUAAUCUUGGUGACGAUGUUGUAGUUGUACCUACUCAACUCAAGCGUCGUAGAUUUACCAAGUUCGUGUUGUACGCUAAUGGGUUGUUGUUGUUGAAGUCGUACUUUGUGUUUUAUUUGCUAAACCCGGCAACUAAGGAACACAAGAUAGUACCAAACCCACCACAGAUGUAUAUAUCGUCUCAUUGGCUGUAUGGGUUUGGCUUUGAUGUAUCCACUCUUGAUUACAAGGUGGUUCGGGGCGAGUUCUUUCAGUUUGAUGUUGGGUUUAGUGUUUAUUCAUUGAAAACCGGGUCCUGGAGAGCGAUUUCGAACCGAUAUCCCUAUGAAAGUUUACAGCCUGGUAUGCAGGGGAGAGUUUUGAAUGGGAGUAUUCACUGGUUGGUUUGUAGAAACUGCAGUAAUGUGCCAUCCAUGGUUCUGUUGUGUUUUGGUUUAGCUGACGAGGAAGUUCAAGAGAUUCCACUACCACCUGAGUUCCUUGUUGAUUUCAACAUUGAAGAUGGCAAGUAUUAUUUCCUUGACAUUUUCCAGGAAUGCCUGUGUGUGGGGAGGACUGAUGAUUUCGAGUUUUGGGUCAUGAAGGAAUACGGACUGGCAAAGUCUUGGAGUAAAAUAAGCAUCUCCUUGCCAUGUAGCGAAGGGAUACUUUCCGGUUUCGUGAAGAACAAUCAUCAUCUGUUGCUUGAUUUGCCCCAACACCGUCUGGUUAUGUACAAUUUUGAAGAUGGAAGCUCUCGGAAUCUUUCAGUUGGGAGUAGUUACAAAGUUGAUUUUGUUGGGUGCUACUUGGAGAGCCUUGUUUCGCCUAAUCACUAUCAUAUGACUGAUGGAGAACAUUAGGCAUGAAGCAGAUGUUGAGAGUAAAGGAGAAAUUCUGCUCACUAGAAAAAAUUUGAAGACUUGAGACUUGGCUGAUUUAGAUGUUGUGAUGCACAAAGUUGUCUGCAAUAUUUUGUAGGGACAAUGUCAUGAAAAUUGGUUUCUCGGUACUACUCAGUUCUGCUGAUCUGUUCCAGCCUCCA
Messenger RNA from Fragaria vesca subsp. vesca, 1393 nucleotides. Its product is annotated as F-box/kelch-repeat protein At3g06240-like. NCBI's taxonomy places the organism in Eukaryota, Viridiplantae, Streptophyta, Magnoliopsida, Rosales, Rosaceae. The record is from RefSeq and is a predicted model, not a curated record. Bases 84 to 1211 code for a protein of 375 amino acids. The transcript is spliced from 2 exons. Gene Ontology annotation, molecular function: protein binding.